Colletes gigas is the source of this 1133-nucleotide messenger RNA. RefSeq names its product diphthine methyltransferase. Gene Ontology annotation, molecular function: protein binding. Lineage: Eukaryota; Metazoa; Arthropoda; Insecta; Hymenoptera; Colletidae. The transcript has 3 exons. Bases 10 to 1110 code for a protein of 366 amino acids. The record is from RefSeq and is a predicted model, not a curated record.
GAAACGAUCAUGUUCCACACUUUGGAUAGCUUUGAUACUGAAUUUUCUGCUGACUCUAUCGAAUGGUGCCCAGCAAAUUCUUUCAAAGAUAUAUUUGUAUGUGGAACAUACCAGUUAAUAAAAGAGAAUGAAGCAACAUUGGACGAAUCGGAGGCAUUGAAACGCCUAGGACGAAUCUACAUGUUUCGUGUUGUGGACAAUGGAUGUCUAGUCCUGUUACAAAAGUUAGAAGUACCUGCUGUAUUAGAUAUGAAAUGGGCGCAUGUUAUAUAUCAAAAUAAAAUUUUAUUAGGCGUUGUCAAUUCAUUAGGCUAUUUACAAGUAUAUCAAUUAAAAAACGAUGAAGGAAAAGAAGCUUUACAAUUAUUAACGGAGAAAAAAAUUUCGCACGAUGAGGAAGUAAUUGCCUUAUCUUUAGAUUGGUGUACUGGAAGAUGGAUGGAUAAUAACGAUUCGCAUUCAAAAAUUGUAGUCAGCGAUUCAAAAGGAUUCGUAACAUUGUUUGAAAUAAACGAAAAUGAACUUAACGUAAUUAAUUUGUGGCCUAUGCACAAAUUUGAAGCUUGGAUUGCUGUUUUUGAUUAUUGGGACACAAAUGUGAUAUAUACUGGUGGCGAUGACUGUAAAUUCCAAAGUUUUGAUACAAGAAUGGGUACAUAUCCUAUAAUUUUGAGCAAAAUUCAUGGUGCUGGCGUUACGAGCAUUCAUAGUAACGCAAAGAAAGAGUUUUUAUUAUCAACUGGAAGUUACGAUGAAACGUUGAGACUAUGGGAUACAAGACAUUUAAAACGACCCGUUUCGGAAACCAAUCUUGGUGGUGGUGUGUGGCGUUUGAAAUGGGAUCCUUUUACACGAAAAUAUUUGCUUGCCGCUUGCAUGUAUGGCGGUUUUAGAAUAAUUGACUGCGAGAGAACAGAUGCACCAUCUGUUAUUGGUGAAUAUAACGAGCACGAAAGUAUAGCGUAUGGAUGCGAUUGGUCCUUUUUAAACAGUGCAGAAAUUGCAAAACAAAUACUCGGUACGGAAGUACAAAAUGUCUCUCUGAUCGGUACCUGCUCCUUCUACGAUCACGUUUUAAAAUUAUCUGUGACGUAUUUAAAUAACGAUUAAAAACAUUUUUAAUAAAAGAAUGA